This is a messenger RNA of Coprinopsis cinerea okayama7#130, 2061 nucleotides long. Its product is annotated as pre-rRNA-processing protein ESF1. The record is from RefSeq and is a predicted model, not a curated record. Gene Ontology annotation, cellular component: nucleus. The coding region runs from base 1 to 2061 and encodes 686 amino acids. Gene Ontology annotation, molecular function: RNA binding. NCBI's taxonomy places the organism in Eukaryota, Fungi, Basidiomycota, Agaricomycetes, Agaricales, Psathyrellaceae. The transcript is spliced from 6 exons. Gene Ontology annotation, biological process: rRNA processing.
AUGUCAGAUCCACGCUUUAAGAGGCUAAAAACCGAUCCUCGCUUCCGUCCAAUCAAGAAAAAGCAGAACAAGGUCGUUGUCGACGAGCGCUUUAAGAGCAUCCUCGACCAAGGAAAAAAGAAGGACAAGGUCAAGGGUCGCGUUGACAAGUAUGGCCGCACCCUAUCCUCGACGCACGAGGAGGACAACCUCAAGCGAUUUUACCGCUUGGAAAACGAGGACGAAGACGAACCCCCCGCUCGGCCAGACUAUGCUCGUGGAGGCGUCCUCAUGGAAUCCUCGGACGAAGAAGACGACGAACCAGAUGUGAGGGCAGGCGAUGACAGCGACAACGAUGAAGGAUUCGUCACUCUUGGAGGCGACGAUAUUAACGAACCAGAAAUUGAUCUCGAUGAGGACACUAUUGCCGACUUAGAUGCCCAAGCGAAAGCCUACGCAGAGGCAAACCCAGAACAAGAUGACGACGACGAAGACGAAGUCCCUCGUACACGGCGUAUUGCAGCUGUAAAUCUUGACUGGGACCAUGUCCGAGCAGCCCACUUAUACAAGAUUUGCGCUUCUCUCGUCUCUCCCACUGCUCCCUUGGCGAAGCCCAAGCAGGCAUCCAACUCUCAACGGGACCCCAAGAAAGCUUCCCAGGUGAACGUGGCUCGUGGCCAGGUUCUGAGUGUCGUGGUAUACCCUAGUGAUUUUGGAAAAGAACGGAUGGCAAGAGAAGAAAAAGAGGGUCCACCUCCAGAAAUCUUCAAAAAGCAAAAGAACGAACAAGAGAUUACCGAGAAGUCCUUGUUCGAAGUCGGCGGCGAAGACGAAGUCGACGAGACAGCUUUGCGAAAAUAUCAACUAGAACGUCUUCGGUACUACUAUGCGAUUAUCACUUGUGACACUGUCGAGGCUGCAUCACACAUUUACGACGAACUCCAAGGUACAGAAUUGGAGCGCUCAGCAAACGUCUUUGACCUCAGCUUCGUACCGGAUGAUAUGACCUUCGAAAAUGAACCAAGAGAUGAAGCAACUGAAGAGCAAGCUGCCACCGUAAAACCUCUGGAAUUCGUUACCGAUGCCCUCCGCCAUUCGAAAGUCAAAUUGACAUGGGAUGAAGACGACCCUGAACGAAAUCAAGUCACACGACGCGCACUCUCAAAACAAGAAAUCGAGGAGGGCGACUUCCGCGCAUACAUUGCCAGCUCCUCCGAGUCUGAAUCUGAAGGGGAACCGUCUUCCUCUAAAAAGAGCAAGAAGAAGGACAGAGAGAAGUUACGCAGUUUGUUGUUAAGUGGGAAUAACGACGCCAUGCCGGAAGGGUGGGGAGACGACGGUGGAAGCGACGUCGACAUGGAGAUCACGUUUACGCCGGGCCUGACAGGGAAGGCAGACAACGGGGACGAGACGACUCUGGAGAGAUAUCAGAGGAAGAUGAGGGAGAAAAGAAAAAAGAGGAAGGAGGAGCUCAAAGAGAAGGCGUCCUCAGGCAAAGGGAAAGAAUCUGCGAUUACGGACGACUUCUUUGAAGCGGACAGUGAUUCGGACAGUGAUGCGGCGGCCAAUCGCUCGAAAGGCAGCAAGGGCAAGAAGGUACAGAGCGAGGAGCCAGAGGAUGAAGGGAAGCGGGAAGCUACGGCAGAGGAGCUGGCCCUCCUCGUGGCGUCUGAUAAGCCAGGCGCGGAGCCUCAGCAUUUCGACUUCAAAGCAGUUGUCAAGGCGGAGAAAACCAAGUCAAAGAAGAAACGCAAACACCAGAAGGGCAAGGACGACAAGAAUGAUGAGCUCCAGGAAGAUUUCGUCAUGGAUGUGCAGGACGAUCGAUUCAAGGCCCUUCACGAGGACCACCAGUUCGCAAUCGAUCCAAGUAACCCCCACUUCAAAAAGACUAAGGGGAUGUCAGCGUUGCUGGAGGAGCGGAGGAAACGAUUACACAAGCAGUCCAACGAGCCAUCCAAACGCUCGGCUUCUGAAUCGAACAAUAAUGAGGACAAGAGUCUGGAGAAACUGGUGGAAAGCGUUAAGCGAAAAACCCUCGAUGCUCACACUCACGGGAAGGGAAAGCGGAGGAAGCUUUGA